Molecule: messenger RNA, 294 nt
Organism: Trichosurus vulpecula (common brushtail)
Lineage: Eukaryota; Metazoa; Chordata; Mammalia; Diprotodontia; Phalangeridae
Gene: S100A2
Product: S100 calcium binding protein A2
Exons: 2
Coding region: 1-294 (97 amino acids)
Cellular component (GO): cytoplasm
Molecular function (GO): calcium ion binding; transition metal ion binding
Source: RefSeq, a predicted model, not a curated record
AUGAGCAGUCCCCUGGAGCAAGCCCUGGCUGUAAUCGUCUUUACCUUCCACAAAUACUCGGGCAAAGAGGGGGACAAAUUCAAGCUGAGCAAGGGGGAGAUGAAGCAGUUGUUAAAGAAUGAGCUCCCCAGCUUUGUCGGAGUGAAGGUGGAUGAAGAGGGGCUGAAGAAGCUGAUGGGGAACUUGGAUGAGAACAGUGACCAGGAGGUGGACUUCCAGGAGUAUGCUGUCUUUCUGGCCCUCAUCUCCAUGAUGUGCAAUGACUUUUUCAAGGAUUGUCCUGACCGUCCCUGA